CAUAAUUUUCACUCUGAAUUGAUCCCAUUCCCUCCUUUGAUUACAUUUGCUCUUCCAACUCUACCGUCUUUCCACCUACAUACCCUUAUAGCUCUAGUCGCAUUCCCUCCUGGUUAUUCUCGUCAUUGCUCCCCUUGAGCCUUCAGCUUGUAGAUCUAGUUUAGUAAUCAGCCAUUUGUCCCUACUUAUCAUGAAGUUACAUACUGCUUCCCAGCAAAUAGGAAUAUUGGCCUUCUUCCUCUUGGAAGCAGCUCAGUCCAUGGAGCUCACCAGAGCAGCAUCGAGUGGUCGAUUGGCAGAAAUAUCAGAUGCCUCCGAUCGUGCAGGCUCGGUGGUUGCGAGCUCGGAGGAAGCGAAAAUGUCAAAGUCAUCUCUAAACCAAGAGACUGGUCGUAAUCACAUCACACAUCACAGUGUCAAAGCAGAAACUUAUAACCUCGAGGGAUCCUUGGGCGACAUUGAUAAGAGGUUCCAAUUGAGACAGGACAACCUUAAAAAUCUCCAGAAGUCUAUCUCCGAGUCCAUCAAAACACGCGAUGGUGAUGAAGCUGUCGGCAUGUAUGAUGAGUUGGCUAACGAGUUUCAAUUUAGCGCUGGAGAAUUACAUUCACUUCGCAAAGACAUUUUUGAAAAGUCUCAGAUUCAGGAUGGCAAAGAGCACACGGACCUGGUGAAUCGUUUGCAAGACAUCAUAAAUCAUACCCCUCAAUUUAAGUUCCCCAUGCACCAUAGUAUCACCUCCUGUCAGCCACGAGACAUGUAGGACAUGUCCAAAUGUCUGCAUUGGCUCAUAUUUCCAUGAGUUGAUUUAGUUUAGUGGUUUGAUGACCACUUCAAAGGAUGAGGUAUAUCUUGAUGGAUGUACCCAAGUCCUAGUGUCCUUGGUAUCUUAUUC
Molecule: messenger RNA, 895 nt
Organism: Puccinia graminis f. sp. tritici CRL 75-36-700-3
Lineage: Eukaryota; Fungi; Basidiomycota; Pucciniomycetes; Pucciniales; Pucciniaceae
Exons: 3
Coding region: 191-763 (190 amino acids)
Source: RefSeq, a predicted model, not a curated record